Messenger RNA from Maudiozyma barnettii, 921 nucleotides. It is a transcript of the gene YMC1, whose product is annotated as organic acid transporter. NCBI's taxonomy places the organism in Eukaryota, Fungi, Ascomycota, Saccharomycetes, Saccharomycetales, Saccharomycetaceae. The coding region runs from base 1 to 921 and encodes 306 amino acids. Gene Ontology annotation, biological process: mitochondrial L-ornithine transmembrane transport. Gene Ontology annotation, molecular function: L-ornithine transmembrane transporter activity. The record is from RefSeq and is a predicted model, not a curated record. The transcript has a single exon.
AUGUCCGAAGAAUUUCCAACUCCUCAGUUGAUCGAUGAUUUAGAUAUACAGCAUUCGACGGAUAAUACAAGAGUCUUUAAAGACUUGUUAGCGGGUACUGCUGGUGGGAUCGCACAAGUUCUAGUGGGUCAGCCGUUUGAUACUACAAAAGUUCGUUUACAGACAGCUACAACUCAGACAUCUGCUAUAGAUGUCGUGAAAACCCUUUUAAAGAAUGAAGGACCUAAAGGUUUUUACAAAGGUACUUUGACUCCAUUGAUUGGUGUAGGUGCAUGUGUAUCUAUCCAAUUUGGUGUUAAUGAAGCAAUGAAGAGAUUCUUUCAUACUAUGAAUAAGAAUACAACCAAUUCAACAUUAUCUUUACCUCAAUACUACAUGUGUGGUGUAGCUGGGGGGUUCAGUAACUCUUUUCUAGCUGCUCCUAUUGAACAUGUCAGAAUCAGAUUACAAACGCAGACAUCAUCAGGACCAAAUGCAGAAUUUAAAGGACCAUUGGAUUGUAUACGGAAACUGAGAGCUCAAAAUGGUCUAAUGAGAGGUUUCAACGCUACUUUAUUAAGGGAAGGACACGGUUGUGGUACUUAUUUCUUAGUUUACGAAGCGUUAGUGGCUAAUGAGAUUAAUAAAGGUUUGAAAAGAACUGAAGUUCCAACUUGGAAACUUUGUAUGUUUGGUGCUUUAUCAGGUACAACACUAUGGAUCAUGGUUUAUCCUAUAGAUGUGAUAAAAUCUGUUAUGCAAACAGAUAAUUUAAAACAACCAAAGUACGGGAAGUCGAUUCUUACAGUUGGGAAGCAAUUAUAUGCUAAGCAUGGUAUGUCUGCAUUUUUAAAGGGUUUCGGUCCAACGAUUAUAAGAGCAGCUCCAGCCAAUGGUGCUACAUUUGCUACAUUUGAGAUUAUGAUGAGAAUGUUAGGUUAA